CAGUUCAAAUUGGAAACACGUGCCGGUAUUUUCCAAGUUCGUUCGUAUAUUGACUGUUUCGGAAAUAUAUUCGCCAACCGGAGAAUUUUUAGUGUAAUUUAAAACGUUCCUUUAUAUUUAGAGGGAUUGUUUCGUGGUGACACUGAUUUAUUUGUUAAAAAACGGGUCAAUUAUGGAAGGUUUAAAGGAAGACCCUAGAAUAUUACCAAAACUUAAAACGUUUUGUGCUUUAAAUGAACAAUUUAAAAUAUGCUUUGAAAAAACCGAAAGGAAUAGCAAUUUUUUACGUUAUCAUCUGGAUGAAAUGCACAUACAUUAUAUAGCUCAUGAGUUGCUUCAUGUACCCCAAUACCUUGAGAAUAUUGCUUCACAUUUUAGCGGACUGUUACCAAGACUCCUAUCUAUAGCAAUAUUUUUUGACGAUGAAUUUUAUAAAUUUGACUAUAAUCGACAUGUUGUAAACACAGUUUUAUUAGGAAAAAUUCUAAAGUUGAGACCAGACUUAUCAAGUUACGCAUUGAAGUAUUUCAAUUCAUAUCCUUCUCCUUUUGAUGAGCCAGAUGAAAUCGAAAGUAAGAGAUCUAGAAAAAACUAUUCAGUAACAGAUAUUGAGUUGGUUGAGAGCUGUCUAGUGCUAUUGAUGAGUGAUGUAGAGUUUUAUAAAAAUAAAUGGAAUUGGUCCAAAUUUAUUUGGAAAUAUUUGAAACAUGGAGAUAGGAGAGUCAGAUGGAUUACAGGAUAUUGUAUAUGCACAAUCAGUAAAAUGAGUGAAAAACAAUCCGAACUAUUUAUGAUGCAGUUAGUCUCUAAAGAAGUACAUAACAACUUCACUUAUAUAUUCAAUGAAAAGUCUACUCUUACAAAAUAUGACAGUCCACAUUUGGACCUUAAUCCUAUAGCAAAUGCUUCUGUUGGAGGAAUUAUUCAAACGAAUAAUAUAUCUGGCAUUCAUAUUCAAACGAAACCACACUUUUACCCCUUAGAAACAUCCAUAAUAGAGGUGGAAUCAACAAGCAAUAAUUUGAGAAAAAUAGCUCUGGGCCUUACUUUGAACCAGGCUAUUUGUCUACAAGGCCCUGUGGGCUGUGGAAAAACAACACUUGUGGAAUAUUUAGCAGCUAAGACGGGAAGGGUUCUCGGUAAAGACUUCAUAAAAAUCCAACUGGGAGAUCAAAUGGACAGCAAGAUGCUCUUAGGAACCUACAGAUGCACGGACAUACCCGGUGAAUUUGUUUGGCAAGCGGGUGUUUUAACACAAGCUGUGACCGAAGGUAGCUGGUUGUUGAUGGAAGAUAUCGAUUCUGCCAAUAUGGACAUAGCAUCCGUCUUAACGAAUCUAUUAGAAAAUAAGGCUUUAUCAAUUCCUGGUUUUCGAGAUAAUGUGCCAAUAACGCCUGGUUUUAAGAUUUUCUUCACCCGAAGAUUUUUAUCUACAAUUACAGGACAUCAUAAAAAACACUCAAACCCAAUGAAUCUCAUGAAAAAACAUCUACUACAAAUUAAUAUCGAUCCAUUCACGUUAGCUGAACUGAAAAAGAUCGUGGUUGAGAAACAUUUUGAAUUCCGAUUUAUCACAGACAAAUUAGUAGAAGUUUAUAGGUUAUUUUCAGAGGACAAUCAGCAUGGCGCACAAAUGAGUAGAGGUUCAAGAUUGAUUUCAACAAGAGAUUUUUUCAAAUGGUGCUCUAGAGCUAUCAUUGGUUUCAACCCUAAAAGCCAAGAGAGUGCUUUGAAAGUACUUCAAGAUGCCAUUGAUAUUUUCUGCUGUGCGCAUCCAGACCCACAGGAAGCCAUUAAUUUAGCAAGACAAAUCAGUACCCUGCUGGGUAUAGUGAAUCAGAAAGCAGAGUUCUUUUAUCAACUGUACAAACCGGUUAUUGAGUCAACUACGACUUCUUUUAUUGCCGGUAGGGCUUCAAUGACUAAAAAUAUGAACCAGUACGUUCAACACUUGACUUACACGUUUACUAGACCAUCAGCAGUUUUGCUGGAAAGAAUCAUGUGUUGCGUGAAUUCUUCCGAACCAGUAUUAUUAGUUGGUGAAACUGGUACAGGUAAAACAUCUACAGUACAAUACCUUGCAAGUGUCAUCGGCAAAAAACUAGUUGUUAUUAACAUGAAUCAACAAUCGGACUCUGCAGAUUUACUUGGGGGGUUCAAACCAGUCGAUUUGAAAUAUGUCAUAACUCCUUUGAAGAAGGAAUUCGACAAAGUGUUCUUCGAUUACUAUAAGGUGGGACCUAAUAAGAAAUAUUUGGAUCACAUAGAACGCCUUUUCAAUAAUGAAAAAUGGUCUGAACUAGUGUCUGCAAUGAAGAUUAGUUACCAAGCUGCCAUUACUAAUUUGGAUAAAUCUAUGCCUAGUGGUAGCAGAAAACGUCUGUCUCAAGAGUCUGCAGACUCCGAUAAGGAUAAGAAAAAAGAAGAGAUGAGAUCCCGUUGGUCAAGUAUUGGUCAGAAAAUCGAGAAAUUGAAUGUUCAACUCAAGCAGAAAACAGCCCUAGCUUUUGCUUUUAUCGAAGGUACUUUAGUCAAGGCUAUUCAAAAAGGGUAUUGGGUUUUGUUAGACGAAAUCAAUUUAGCAAACGCUGAAACAUUAGAAUGCUUGUCUGGCUUAUUGGAAGGCUCUAACGGAUCUUUAUGUCUGAUGGAAAGAGGAGACAAAGAGCCUAUUACAAGACAUCCCGACUUCACUUUAUUCGCCUGCAUGAACCCCUCCACCGAUGUUGGCAAGAGGGAUCUACCUGCAGGUCUACGAAAUCGUUUUACAGAAUUCUUUGUGCAUGAAUUGACUGAAAAAAAUGAUCUGCUUCACUUGGUUGUGAGUUACAUCCAAAAUUUGUCUUUCAAAGAGAAAGCUCUGAAUAGGAUUGUCGAUUUUUACCUGAAGGUGAGAAAAGAGGCAGAAACCAAUCUUCUCGAUGGAGUUGGACACAAACCGCACUUUUCUCUGAGAUCACUUUGCAGAGCUUUGAAUAUCGCAUCAAAAAAUCCUUGCGGCAUGAUGAAAAGGAGCUUAUUUGAGGCAUUUAGUUUGAGUUUUUUGACACAAUUGGAUGCAGAGUCUUAUAAGGUUGUGCAAGAGAUGAUUGUUAAGUAUCUUGUUGAAAAAAAUGAAUUCAAAGCUGUUCUCAACCAACCAAUACCUAAACCCGAUACCCGUGUUGCAUCUUUUGUUCAGUUUGAAGGGUACUGGGUUCAACAAGGAAAUUUGGAAUGUGCAAUCCCUGACAAUUAUAUUCUCACAGAUUAUGUAAGAAAAAAUUUGAAAGAUUUGGUCAGGGUUGUAUCCAUUGGAAAGUUGCCAGUAUUGUUACAGGGAGAUACUUCGGUUGGAAAAACCAGUCUGAUAACAUAUUUGGCCAAAGCUAGCGGUAAUAAGUGUGUGAGAAUAAACAACCAUGAACACACAGAUUUACAGGAGUACAUAGGAUCUUAUGUAGCAGAUAUUAACGGAAAACUAGUUUUUAGAGAAGGUCUGCUGGUAGAAGCAAUGCGUCAGGGCCAUUGGAUUAUACUCGAUGAGUUGAAUUUGGCCCCUACAGAUGUGUUGGAGGCUCUGAACAGAGUUCUAGACGAUAACAGAGAGCUUUUCAUUCCUGAAACUCAGCAAGUGGUCAAAGCUCACCAGAAUUUCAUGCUCUUCGCUACCCAAAAUCCUCCUGGAGCUUAUGGUGGUAGAAAAAUGCUAUCAAGGGCUUUCAGGAAUAGGUUUGUAGAACUACAUUUCACCGAAAUUCCACCUAAGGAACUAGAGUUCAUCUUGCAUAAAAGAUGUCAAAUAGCUCCUUCUUACGCUAAAAAGAUGAUCAGUGUGAUGACAGAUUUGCAGACAAGGAGACGUGGUUCUGCGGCAUUUGCUGGCAAACAAGGUUUCAUGACACUUCGAGACCUCUUCCGUUGGGGAGAAAGAUAUAGGUUAGCUGAGAAUUCAAGUAAACUGUAUGAUUGGGACCAGCAUCUGGCUGAUGAAGGCUAUCUAGUUUUGGCUGGUAGAGUCAGGAAGAUAGAAGAAAAACAGGAAAUUAUCACUGUACUUCAAGAUCAUUUGAAGAGGAAAGUGAUCCCAGACAAUUUGUUCACUUUGUCAUCAUCUACUUCGUCGGUCACUAAAAAAAUACUGGAAGAUAUUUAUGAGAACAAGAAGAAGAAUACAAACAUUGUGUGGACUUUUAGCAUGCGUCAGUUGGCUGUACUGGUAGCUAAAGCCAUCCAGUUCAAAGAACCUGUUUUAUUGGUUGGUGAAACUGGUGGUGGUAAAACAACUGUAUGCAAAGUUAUAGCUGAUAAUAACAGACAAGAUUUGGUUACUGUGAAUUGCCAUAUGCACACCGAAAGUAGCGAUUUCAUUGGUGGACUGAGGCCUGUAAGGAAUCAUGAGGACAGUGAUCGUUUGUUUGAAUGGGUCAAUGGCCCCUUGAUUCAAGCCAUGGAGAAAGGAUGCGUGUUUUUAGCGGAUGAGAUAUCACUAGCUGAUGACAGUGUGCUUGAAAGACUUAAUUCACUCUUAGAACCGGAAAGGUGUUUGCUGCUUGCGGAGAAAGGAACUGAUAUUAACAAUGCAGAUACAUCAGAAUUGAUCAAAGCCCACAAUGAUUUCUAUUUUAUUGGUACUAUGAAUCCUGGUGGAGAUUUUGGUAAAAAAGAACUGUCUCCUGCUUUGAGAAAUCGUUUCACAGAGAUCUGGUGCGAACCUUGCACCAUUAGAGAAGAUUUGAUAGAAAUAAUCGAGGCUAAUAUCGGAGAGGGCGUAGGUUUUGGGAAUCAAGAGGAUGGUUCUAGUGGUAUCGGAAAGAGGAUACUUGAUUUCAUUGAAUGGUUUAAAAGUAACGUUGACAUAGGAAAGAAAUUCACGAUUAGUAUCAGAGAUAUCUUGACUUGGGUGAAUUUCAUCAAUACCUGUUCGAAAUCUGUGGAAAUUCAUGAAGCCUACGUUCAUGGCGCCAGUUUAACAUUUUUGGAUAGCUUCGGGUCUGGUGUUACAUCCGGAGAUAAUUUGAAAGCGUUGGAAAUAUUCAAGAAUACUUGUCUAGAGGUUUUGAACAAACAAAUGGUAAAAAUGGGAUUCCCGGAAGUGAAUGUCAGCCAGGACAAUCUUAAAAUCAAGAUACAUGGAUGCCAAUUCGGCAUUAUACCCUUCUUUAUUGACUUGGGCAAUCAGAGUAAUGUUAAGGGUGAAUUCUUCUUCAAUGCUCCUACUACACUUUUGAAUUGUUUGAGGGUAUUGAGAGGUAUGCAGCUCCAUAAGGCCAUUUUGUUAGAAGGCAGUCCAGGAGUGGGGAAAACCAGCCUUGUAACAGCCUUGGCUCAGUUCUCAGGACAUAAGAUUUUCCGAAUAAAUUUGUCUGACCAAACGGACAUAUCAGAUCUUUUUGGUGCUGAUUUACCGGUAGAAGGAGGAACUGGUGGUCAGUUCUCUUGGAAAGACGGACCUUUACUUCAGGCGUUAAAACAAGGCCAUUGGGUACUGUUGGACGAACUGAAUUUGGCAUCUCAAUCGGUGCUGGAAGGUUUGAAUGCCUGCUUAGAUCACAGAGGAGAAAUCUUCAUACCCGAGUUGGGUAAAACAUUCCAAGUCAAGGAAGGAACAAGGUUCUUCGCCGCCCAAAAUCCUCUGAAACAAGGUGGUUCCAGGCGUGGUUUACCCCAAUCGUUCCUGAACAGAUUUAUUCAAGUAUAUAUCGAUACUCUAACUGAUAAAGAUCUUCAUUUCAUAUUGAGCAAACAAUUUUCGAAAAUACCGAACGAAACUAUAACGAAAAUGAUCGAAUUCAACGUUUUAUUAGACGAUCAGUUGUCUGGACAUAAGUUUGGCAACAGGGGUGCCCCAUGGGAGUGCAAUUUGAGAGAUUUAACGCGUUGGUGUGAGGCUACCAUUUAUCACCAAAAGAUGAAUAGAACUGAAACAGAUAGCGAUUUCUACCCUGAGAAUUUGGUCAGUUUAUUGUAUGCUGAUAGAAUGAGAACGUUAGCGGACAAAGAAAAAGUUUACGAGAUCUUCAAGCAGGUUUUCGGUUGUGAUAUUGGAGGAACCAAGCCAAUUUUCUAUUUUAACCAAAAGGGUGCCUAUUUUGGUGAUGUCCACCUGAAUAAAGACCCAUUGGGCGAGAUGCAAAUUCAAGGUGAUGGUUCAGAUUGUCUUGUAUUGAGAAACCAGUUGCCAGUGCUUAGAAGUCUUUCCUACUGUGUCAAUUUAGGAUGGAUGAGUAUUUUGGUUGGCAGUUCCGGUUGCGGCAAGAGCAGCGUGGUGCGAACCCUCGCGAACGUCGUUGGAAAAACCCUGAAAACUUUCCCGGUCACCUCGGCUAUGGACACCACGGAUAUUCUCGGAGGAUUUGAACAGACCGACUACUCCCGUCACUUGGACGAGCUUUACCGACGUACAGAGACCAUCCUCAACGAUGGCCUGCGAAGGCUGCUGCUGGAGAAGAAGAUCAAGGAGGCCGUGAAGGCGAUGGAGCUGUGGGAGUCCAUCCAACGGUUACAGGAUCAAGAGAUGACAACGAUAAAGGAGGAGAUUGAAUUGUUCGUCCGCAAAUUGGACAAACUAAGCGCAGUCUGGGAUUAUGUAGAUGAGCUGAAACUGGGCGCAGUGGAGGAAUUGAGAGAGAAGGAGGCGGUUUUAAGGAAGAACGUCAAAGCUGAGAGAUCGCUUAAUGCCGGAGGAAAGUUCGAAUGGGUCGAUUCCGUUCUUAUAAAGUGUCUUCAAAACGGCCACUGGUUGUUGAUAGACAACGUGAACCUGUGCAGUUCGGCAGUUCUAGAUCGUUUGAAUGCUCUGUUGGAACCUCAUGGUGUUCUUACCAUCGGCGAAAGAGGAGUUGACAAAGAUGGUCGUAUGAUGGAAAUCAGGCCACAUCCUGACUUCAGGUUGUUCCUAACUAUGGACCCCAAAAACGGUGAAAUAUCCAGGGCCAUGAGAAAUAGAGGCGUCGAGAUAUACUUAUUGAACGAACGCGAGCAAGCAAACGACGAAUUGGACCUCAAGAGUAUGAUCGAAAUCAACGGCUUGAAAGACAGGAAACACAUCAACGUCCUCCUCGAUAUGCACUCGUUCUUGAGCAGUUUGAUACUAGGUGAACAACCAACCAUAAACGAACUCCUGCAGUCAGCCUCCCUGAUCGCACAGCUUCUCAGAUAUGGCGUGGACCAAAAGGAAGCAUUCCAUUCCACCCUUAUCGAGGUGUACUACAAGACCAGGUCCCCAGUGGAAUUCAACACCAAAGAGGUGGAUCGUGUGUUGAACGAUGAACUAGAAUCGCAACUAUCAACCAUCAACAUCGAUAACGAUUGGUACAACGAGAAAUUCACCGUCGGUACAGACAAUCGUAGGGUUUCUUCUGAUAUUAAGAAGAUCGAGCAACAGUCAGCUCUCAUUCAUUCUAUCCUCAGACGAAAUGUUGCCUUGGAUGACGGCAACACCUUGCAGUAUCUAUUGGCAAUGUUCUACAGUAUGUCAACCCCAAAAGAUCUAAAGACGCGUCACAGUUACAUCAGACACGUGUUGAGUAGUGAAGACGAAACCCUUUCCAAGAUAACGGAACAGAUGUUUGAAAUACUCAGUAAUUCAUCGUUCGACGUCCAGGGUCUACCAAUUGAUCAUAGAUGGCUCCCAGAUACCAUCUACUGCAAUUGGGCAGGCUCUGACGUUAAUACCACGUUACUCAAACUCUUCCUCACCAUUUAUUAUAGCAACGAUGAGAAAACGAUAGCUGGAAAGCCUAAAGUGGCUCUUUUAGAUUACCUUCAAGCCAGAAGAAGGAACGAGAUAGGCGAUAAAUUCAACGAAGUGGUCUUAACCGAGUUCUUAUCGUUGGUAGAAGCGUUCGAUUCGAGUUUGAAGAUGGCUGUGGAGAGGGAGGAUCUAAGAUUGACAGACGAAGAGGUGAUCCUUGUUCUGUAUCUAAUCAAGUGGAGAUUCCUGUUCUCCAACUGCUCCUUGGUGGGUGUUACAGACAAGCGCGAACAUUUCAGAAUAGUGACCAACGUGAAGGUGCAUUACAAUUGGUUCUUCAAGUACGGAGUUAAAAGCUUGUUCGAAACGCUUGGACAAAGCGACGAUGAGAAGUUAGGUGCCGUCUUGCGCAGGAUCAAUCUGGUGAUGGACAGACAGUCUUCAGGGUUGUUCAAGAUCGGGAAGAACUACCAGAAGCACAUAAGCAGACCUCCGCCGUACACCGUACGUUCAAACUUGGAAGCCACGGCGGAAUUCGACUUUAUAAGCGGCUUUUACAACAUCUGCGACCGUAGGAACAGUUCCAAGGAGGUCCUUAAGCUGCUCAACGGCGAUACCAACAUAAGGAACAUCCUCAUAGACUUGAAGGUCAACUUGACUUACAAUUUCGAUAGUGUCUCUGAAAAGAUGGACACCCUGAAACUGGUACAUGAAAAGAACGAGUCGGGAACAUUGAAAAACAUGGAUGAUUACAAGAGGGAACUUGUGCCAUUCUUCCAUUACCUGGAGGAGCAGUUGGUGAGGAGGAGGUUGUCUUCAGGGGAAUCACCGACGUUUGAAAAUAGUCUGGUGAUACCUACAGACCUGGUGGCUACUUGUGUGAAGUUCGCGAAAACUAGGGACGAACGAUUGCUUCAUGAAAUGGUCAAAUGUUAUUUCCUAUAUUUGAAUGAAUCUCCCAGCGUUCAUCUGGAGGAGUAUCUCGAGGAGAAGGAGGAAACUCAGUACGUCGCCCUUAACGGGCACCAUCCUAAGUUGUCGUUCUACCUUGGAAAGUUGUUGAUUAGGAACGAGACCGAAGAUGUUAACACCACCAAAUUGGGUAAUUUCAGGGAGUUGAUGAACCAGCACAGGACCCUGAACGUGUCCCUGUGGAAGAACGUGAAGGCUUUACACAGCAGCGAAUACGACUUCAUUAAUAUUGAAACUACUUACAUAAAAAAUGACCUACAAUUAUUCGUCAACCAACUUGGAUCAUCCUUCAACUUGGACUGUGCUUCUUUAACACUCUCUCAACUGAUAGAAAAAUGUGUUGUCGAAGUUGAAAAAUACCAAAACACUGUAACCGGCUCAGAACACCGCGAUGCCAUAGCAAAAUUCGCAGAAACCCUACAAAACUGUUACAAAAACAUAAACCAAUUGUCCGAAGUCUCCAAUGAAAGUAUCAACGAUAAAAUUGGACUCAUAGCUACCACCCACGUUCAGCUUGGUUACAUGAAACUAACGUUGAAUUCCCAACUUCAUCUCAUUGAUCCCCUCACCAAGAAGGCCAUCAAAAAGGAACAUUUGGAACAGGCUAUUCAGGAUUUCGAAGGAUUGAAAAGAUGCUUUGAGCUUCAGAAUAAAGUGUUCAGUGCUUCCUCGGAUACCACACAUGUGUUGCACAGUCCUAUCAAGGAGAUGAUUGAGAGAUUAACAUUGAAAGCACAAUCUUUAGGAGAAUAUGUGGCUGUGAGGUCUGAAAAGAUCCAAUACGAGUCUGUGUUCAUGGUGGUAAAAAGUUCAAUGUCUUCCAUCCUUUCUAAGGAAUCAUUCGACAAAAUAGAAGAACUCACUGUGGUGUUGAAGACACUCAUUGUGGCCAUAAGAGAAAAUAAAAAUAUCUCCUUAACUGAGAUAGAGCGGAUGUUGUCUCGUUACGAACCCUCAAUCAAAGGUUACGAAAAUAUUAUCUUGGAAUGGUCCAACUACAGGCUUUCCUAUCCCGAUAUUGUAGAACCUCUACUCAGUAAUGUGGCACAAUUCUUAUAUGGGUACAAAAUGAAAGUGUCCCUUUUGCGAAAAUUAUAUGAACAAUACAAGUACAAGCAACAACAUGUAGAUAUUAGUGAAUAUAUCACUUCUUUGUUGAAAUAUCCAGUAUUGGACAAAAAUCAAACAGAUUAUAUGGAACAUAUCGAUUCUUAUUCCAACAAGAAUACACAGGAGUUCAUUGAACAUAUUAUGAGAGACGAAAUGAACAUGGCUGAUGUACAAAAUUUAAGAUUGCUUAAGUGCGGUAUUCAAGAAUCGUUCAACGCAUGUAUGGUAUACAGUAAUACCGAACUUCUUAACGAAACCAUUUACGAAAAAUUCAUCAAGUUGAUUGAAGUAUUCGUGGCCAAGUAUAGUGAGCAAGAACAAAGGAAAGAAGAGGAGAAAAGAGAAGCUGAGAGCUUAUACAAAAUGAAAACGAAAUGCAAGGAACUAACAGAGGAAGAAGAGAUUGAGGAAGAAAUUAAAGAACUAUUCACCAACUACCAUUCAGUCGAUUUUGCUGAUAUGCAGCCAAAGGUACAUCUAACAGAUGAUUCCGAACCUGAAUUCGGUGAGAAAGGACACACCUGCGAAAUAUCUUAUGAAGAUUUAAAAUUCGUUUCUGAACUUCACUCUAUGCUUGUUCAAACUUUAACAAAAUCAGAGUGGUUGAAACCUGAGAAAAACAAGAAUGUCAAGUGUAACUUUGUACACCCUCUCAUGCAAAAACUGAAAGUUUUUCGCCAUCUUCUAGAUAAAGUAGUUAGGUCUUUGGAUUAUAACAUGGAUAAAGAACUAUUUGGCAGCUUCAAUGUUUUACUGGGUGUUGUCCAGAAAUAUGGAAAGGAAGAAUCUUUAGAUCAAGAUGGAUCACCCACUAGACUAUCCAGAAACGAAUGCUCAAACUUCUAUAAAGACGCAGAUGUAGAGGAGGUGAAGUCUUGUUACCACAUUCUGGAAGAGUUGAGACUAAGGGUAGAUGAACUGCUCGAUGAGUGGCCAGAACAGCCAACACUAAAAACGAUCAAUGAAGUUAUAGAUAGGAUCUACAAUUUCAAUAUAAACAGUCCAUUAUCCAGGUUUUUGACUGGUUUUGAAAUACUGCUGAAUAAAUGUCACGAAUGGGAACAAGUGGCUCACUCUGGUGUUACCCUCAGUCAAUUCGAACAGAAUAUUAUUCAACAGAUUAUCACUUGGAGAAAGAAGGAGUUGGCUAUGUGGAAAAAUCUUCUGAAUUCGGCAUUCGAAAAGUUGAAUGACUCCAAAGCGAAGUGGUGGUUGUACCUUUUCAAAGUGACGGAACAAUUCAUAGUAGAGAAGCUCUUCACAGUAGAAGAGUUGAUAACAACUUUGCAAAAAUUCAUAACAACCUCAAACGUCGCAGAAUUCCAGAUGAGACUGGACUUACUACAUACUUUCCACUGUUUUGCCGUUAAUUUCAAAGGUUCUGAGCAUCAUGAAGAAGCUCAGGUUUAUCAAAAUGUUCUGUGGAACCUUCAUCAAUAUUACGAUCAGUUCAGAGUAUGUAUUGCUAUGAAAAUCAAGGAUCUCAGGGCUCCAGUUGAAAAGAAGUUGAAGGAUUACGUAAAGAUUGUGAAAUGGAAGGACAUAAGUUAUUGGUCUGUGAAGGACACUGUGGACAAAUCCCACAAAAUACUUCAUAAACAUGUUAGGGAAUUCAAGAGUAUUAUGAUUCAACCGGUAUCUAAAUUCCUUAUACAUACUAACACCACUGGCAAUAACGACGAAAAUGUUGGUAUCUGGGACAGACCUCAAAGACAUUCGCCAAAGAAAUAUCAUUACACUAUGGAUGCUGCAACUUACGUAGCGAAAAAAUCCAUUUCCAAGAAUGUGGAGGUAACCGCGAUUCAAGAAAGUAAAAUCCUUUCUAAAAUGACUUCUUACUUCAAAAAGUCUCGGACCUUGUGCAAGGACAUCGUACAAGCUACAAAAUACCCAGAAUUAGUAAGAGAUAUGGAUGAAUUCGUUUCUGAAGUAAUCCAGACUAGCAGCCAUCUACAGAAGUUAGAGGUUGACACCACCUUACCGAAAAACAAACAGAAGUCGCAGUCGAAAAAUAUUUUGCAACAAAAGCAUAGAGCUCUAGCCACGCUCUUCAAAACUCUGAGUAAAAUCGGUCUCUCCUUCAGAACCGGCAUGGUGGAAAAUUCGACGAAGAAUAACAUGGCAGAGUUUACCAUCAAACCUGUAGAUCUUACAGCAAGCUUCGGUCAUAUCGGGAACAACAAGAAUGAUGAUAAGAUUUUGACCAUUUGGGAUUCUUGUGAACUCUAUUUCUUGAGGUCCCUGAUACGUUUUAACACCUUGGAGAGCACCCUGCUGCAGCCUGCUAAAGACUUGGGCAUGAAUAACAUUGAAAGAUGUCAAGGAUAUACAGCUCACCUCCUGAGUAUAUCACGAAAACAAAAAUCUGAAAUGAUAGAGAUGAGCAGGUGUCUGUACUAUCUGAGACAUUGUUUCAAUAAUUUAUCCAAUUAUUGCAAUAGCAACGAAUUCUUGGAAAUUGAAUAUCUAGAAAACUUGAGUAACAUAAUGAAAAAACUAACAAUUGUUUCAAAACAAUACGAGAUUAUAUUGAACACCUUACCUGAGGAAGAUUCCUUGAAUGUAACUCAGAUUCAAGUAAUCGAACUCGAAGCCAAAUAUGAUUUUCCCAAGUACAAGUAUGACUCUAAUUGGAAUAAAUUGCUUUCUUCAAUUAAAUCAAUCAUAGAGCACUCGAAUAAAAUACAAACCAUUAUUGCAAGAUGUAUCUCCAAAGUUCCCUGUUUGGACUUCCAAUUGAAGCAGUCUAAGUUGAUUCCUGCAGAAGAUGGUCAUCUCAUUCCAUCUCUCUUAGAAGUUAUUCUUGAGAAAUCUAAAGAUAUUUUAGCAUUCAUCUCUGAUACUCACCUUCAGAACAGCUUGACUUGGUUGUCUGACCAGGUAACAGAAGCAAAAAAUAAUUUCGAAUUGAAAAAUUCUCCAAACACAUCUGCACAGUCAGAUUUGAAAAAACUUACAGCUAAUGUUGAGAACAGCUCAUUAAAAAUUCUACUUGUAUUCCAAGAAAUAUACAAAAAAUAUUCACAGUUAGCGAAGACUAGUUGUUCGAAGGAAGAAAAAGAUGAAGAACAGAAUGAUUUAGAAGACGAACACUUGAAAACAAUGUUGGUGGAAAAUUUGUUGACCGAUGUUAAACAACUGGAUUCGAAGAAUGUUUUAAAAUCUGUAAAGAAAGUUACAGAAAGUCUUUUAUCUGGAAAUACUCCUCUUAGUGAAGAUAGUAAAGUUAUAGCCAGUCAAUAUUUAUCCUUACUAGAGCAGAUCAUUUUGCUAUAUCAAUAUUUCUUGACCCAACAAGUUUCAUCCUACAGAGUAACUUGUAAGCUCAAUUCUAUUCUCCUGAAUAUCUUCAUUGAUUUAGCAGGAAAGGGAUUCUGUGUGCCUCCCGAACUUUCUGACGAAACAGAGGAACAAGGACCAGGCAAGCCAUCUGGUGGCAUGGGUCUUGGAGAUGGUCAAGGAGAAAAAGAUGUUUCUGAUAAAAUAGAGUCCGAAGAUCAAUUGGAUGACGCUCAAGUUGAAGGCAAAGAGAAGGAGGAUAAAGAUGAAGAUCCUGAUUGCAAGGAAGAGGACAAUGCUAUUGAGAGAUCAGAAGACUUUGAAGGUAAAAUACAAGAUGUAGAAAAGAAUGAAAAUGAUGAUAGUGAUGAGGAAGAGGACAAUGACGAUGCGGAAGAAAUGAUGGAUAAAACGGAAAAGGGUAGCAAUAAGUUGGAGAAAGAGAUAUGGGAGUCAGAUCAAGAGGAUGAGGGAGAAGGAAGCGAUGAAGAAGAUGGAAAUCAAGAAGAUACUGGCAAAGGAGAAGAAGAAAGUCAAUCUCAAAUGGGUGCAAAUGAAGAUGAUCAAAAACAGAAUAAGGAAAAAGAUAAAAAGGCUGGUGAGAACCAACUGGGUCAGAAGGACGACAUAGAUGAAAUGCAAGAACCUGAAUAUGAUGAACAAAUUGAUCCGUACCAUACAAACUUCGAAGAACCACCUGAACCAGAGCCAAUGGAUCUGCCAGAUGACUUGCAACUAGAUGAGGGCGAAGACAAAGAAGAACAGCAGGAAGAAAACCCAUUCGACAUUGAUACUAUGAAAGAACAAACUAUGCCAGAAUACCCAGAAGAGGAAACCGCUGAGGAAAGUGAGGAAAAACAAAAUGAUGAAGUAAAAGAUUUUGACAGUGAUGACGAAGAAAUAAAGAAGGGAGAUAAAGAAGAUGAUCCUCAAGAUGACUCAAAUGGCCAAGAAGAUGAGAAAGAAAAUGACGAAGCUGAAAAUAAAACAGAAGAACAGGAAGAUGUGGAGAUGGAAGAAAAUUCAGGAGAAGCAAUUGAGAUGGAGGAUAAUCCAGAAAAAGAAAAAGAGGAAGCAGGAGAUGAAAAAACGGAAGCUGCAGAUCAGACCCAAAGCCAAGAAGACGGCGUGGAGGCUAUGGAAACUGAAGACGCAAGUGCUGCAGAUAAGACUCAAGGAGCUGAAUCUGACAAUAAAAGUAGUCAGCCUAUUGAUGAAUUACAGCAGGAAGAAAAACCUGAUCAAGAUGGUAUGGGCCAGUCUCAGAUGGAGGAAAGUCAAAGUGGUCAUUCUACACAAACUGACAAACCUCAAGAAACAGAUAGCAGUAAUAAAGAUCAAAAAGACUUGAAACGUAAAGAGAGACCUGGUGAGUCAGACACUCAGAGAAGUUUGGGAGAUAUAAAUGAACCGGUGCAGAAGAAAUUGAAAGCCAUGGAUUUCAAAAAUAAUGAAGAAGACCAAACGUCCAAACAACCGGAAGAAGAUAAAAACGCGAAAGCAGAAAUGUACCAACACAUUAAAGAUGCUAGGGAAGAUGCAACGCAGGUCUUAGAUGUAGCAACUGAGGAACAGGCUAAGGCUCAAAAGGAACAAACGGUACCAAAUGAAGAAGAAGAGGAAGCUGAACAGCCAACUGAGUCAUCUCAAGAUCUUCCCGAGGAUGAAGACAAAGAUAUGGAAGUAGUAGAAGGGAUCAAACAAAAACAUGAAAAAGUUGAGAACCAAAAGGACAAGAAGAAGGACGCUAAAUCCCAUCCAGAAGGUGAUGUUCUCGAAGAGAUAGAAAAGAUAAACGUUGAUGGUGAAUAUAUUGAGGCUGCUACUUGUGCAAGACCGCCAGUAUCUUCCCAUCACACUCUUUUCGAAGAAGAAAAAAUUAAAGUAGACGCAGGUUUAUCGAUUGAAGAUAUGAAUUCUUUGAGAAUGGAGGUAGAGGACCAAAUGGCGUCUUGGUAUGAGCCUCCUUCUGAUGUUGAUGCAGAACAAACUUGGCAGAAAAUAUCUUCGGUGACAUCUUCAUUGGCCCAAGAACUUUCCGAACAGUUGAGACUUGUCCUAGAGCCAACUCAAGCAAGCAGACUGAAGGGCGAUUACAGGACAGGACGUAGGAUAAACAUGAGAAAAGUGAUUCCUUACAUCGCGUCACAAUUCAGAAAAGACAAAAUAUGGCUUCGAAGAACCAAACCUUCCAAGAGAGAGUAUCAAAUUGUUUUGGCGAUUGACGAUUCCUCCAGUAUGGCCUAUAGAAAAUCGAAAGAAAUGACGUUCGAGAGUGUAGCUUUGAUUUCGAAAGCUCUCACAUUACUGGAAAGUGGACAACUUUCUGUUUUGAGUUUUGGAGAGCGUACCGAAGUCCUUCAUAAAUUAACUGAUCAAUUCACAGAAAAAAGCGGUAUUAAAUUGCUGCAGAAAUUCAAGUUCGAUCAAAAGCAGACCUGUUUGUCGAAAAUGGUGGACUUUGCUACGGAAAUGUUGAGUACUUCCCAAACCCAAACUAACAGUUUGACAGCGAAGUUGUUGAUUAUACUGAGCGAUGGGGUAGGUGUAUCUUUGGAUGGUGAAAUCAGACAAGCGGUCAGAAGAGGAAAAUUGGCGAAUAUUUUCACGGUUUAUGUUAUUAUCGAAAAUCCAGAUAAUAAGCAUUCAGUGUUUGAUAUCAGAGCACCAUCCUUCAAAGACGGAAAGUGGGUGAUUGAAAACUAUAUGGAUCUUUUUCCAUUUUCAUUCUAUAUUCUCGUUCGGGAUUUAGUUUCUCUCCCGAACGUCUUGAGUGAUGCACUCCGUCAGUGGUUUGAAAUGGUUUCUACAAUGGAUAAAUGAAUCUUUGCAUUUUAUUGGUCUACAUAUUGUAUUAUAUUUAUUAAUAAAUGAUGUUAAGUAA
Harmonia axyridis is the source of this 15920-nucleotide messenger RNA. RefSeq names its product midasin. Gene Ontology annotation, cellular component: preribosome, large subunit precursor; nucleus. Lineage: Eukaryota; Metazoa; Arthropoda; Insecta; Coleoptera; Coccinellidae. Gene Ontology annotation, biological process: rRNA processing; intein-mediated protein splicing; ribosomal large subunit assembly. The coding region runs from base 173 to 15859 and encodes 5228 amino acids. Gene Ontology annotation, molecular function: ATP binding; ATP hydrolysis activity. The record is from RefSeq and is a predicted model, not a curated record. The transcript is spliced from 33 exons.